UCGGCUUUAUUGCCAUCAAAAUAAGUAAAACCUUAACCGCAAAUAAAAUGUCACAUCACUAGAGGUUUAAGUCAUGCCCAAACACGACCCACAACCCACGACCAUCUUUAUACCGUCAUACAUUCAUUGAAACUGUAUUGCCCAAAAACACUUACAGAGUGCUACGAGCAGCUUCUUGAAGCCCUGAAGAGUUGAAGGAAAGUCGAAGAAAUCGCUAGAAUCUUCCGAAUUCAACCGAGUAGCCGAUUAUUGCUGCCAUGGCGGGUGAAGAGAGAGAAAGCAAAAUGGGGGAACCCAUGGAAUGUGUUGCAUCCCCCACCAAUUCCCAGCAAACUGUUUCUGAUGAUGAUGAAAUAGAUUACUCCAUCAAACCCGAGUUUUAUGAUUCUGAUCUUGAUGACAAGGAUGAGUCAUGGGUGGCUAGAAAAAGGAAAGGUCCACGAACAGACGCUGUGCUCAGCUGUCCUGCUUGUUUCACCACUCUUUGCUUGGAGUGUCAAAGGCAUGAUAUCUACCUGACCCAGUACAGGGCUAUGUUUGUAACUAACUGUGUAAUUACUGCCAAAAUGGUGUUUCCACAAGGAAGCAAGAAACGGCGAAAGUAUAGGAAGGCUAGAGAGCCUAUGGAAACUGAAGAAGCAAGUUCGACUAGUGUUGAAGCAGUUAGGCAAGCUUGCUGCUCAGUUUGUUCUACAGAGGUUGGAGUUAUUGACAAGGAUGAAGUUUAUCAUUUCUACGACGUUCUUCCAAGCGAGUCUUGAGUCCUACCAUUACAUUUCCUCAUUUUAUAUCAUGGAAAGAUCCAGUUCUUAACUGCCUGUAACUCCUUGUGCUUAAUCUGCUGAAUUACUUUUUCUGCUUGUUUUAGAACAAAUUGCUCUCUAGUUAGAUGACUAGUUAAUAUAGCAAUACCAGUUUUCAUCUUCCGGGUGAUUUUGUAUAUAUUCUUCUUUCUCAUGUCCUAGAACAGGCGAAUUGCUUCUAAAAAAAUCCGCCUGUUCCAAAGACCCAUCGUUACUACGACGUAAGAUUUUGCUGCUAAUCGGUUCCAUAUUAUA
Molecule: messenger RNA, 1058 nt
Organism: Chenopodium quinoa (quinoa)
Lineage: Eukaryota; Viridiplantae; Streptophyta; Magnoliopsida; Caryophyllales; Amaranthaceae
Product: E2F-associated phosphoprotein-like
Exons: 3
Coding region: 258-761 (167 amino acids)
Biological process (GO): positive regulation of cell population proliferation
Cellular component (GO): nucleus
Source: RefSeq, a predicted model, not a curated record